AUGCUGCUGGCGAUGGUGGACUUUUUGAUAGUGCCGACAACGAUCGCAUCUGGGAAAUCCUGGCUACUUCUGGCCCAGCGGAACGUCUUUGAAAGUCGUACGUUGACCUACGGCUUGCUAAUGCUUUACUGCGGCUUAUUCGCGCAGAUUCUUGUCUUCUUAAUGUUCCUAUUCCUCUAUCGAUAUUCUGCAGUUUACAUUAACUCGCGGCUUGCCCGAAAUUCCUUCCAAAAGAACGUCGUGCUAUCUUUGAUAGUUUCAUUCAUAUUCUGUUCUAUUUGGCUAAUCGACACUCAUCUGGUGACCGGAUGUACGAUGCAUCGUCCCGAUACUUUUGCGCCGUUGAACAGGAUUUAUCAAGCAGAAUUUGGGCAGGGCCUGGAAGGCAUCAGCUGUAUUGGGCAGACUUUUGAGAAUACCGGCCCGUUACACGAAUUAUUCGCCUACAUCUCAACACUAACCAGUAUCGUUUUUCUCGGUAUCACCUGGGGAGUAAUUAUGGCUGCCGGAAUUGCGAUAUAUCAUACCUUACAUGCGAGUCCGAAUGCUAGCAGAAGGACCAAAAUGUUGCAAAAAGAGCUUUUUCACGCGCUAGUAAUCCAGCUAAUCAUUCCACUUGUCUGCAAUUAUAUACCACUAAGCGCCGUAUUUUUCACGGCGAUGCUCGAAUUGCCAAUCAAUAUAUCAUUUGUAUGCUUUGCCAUUAUGUUGGACCCCAUCUUUGAACCGAUUGCGAUCAUCUACCUCAUCAAGUGCUACCGUUUCGCCGGUCUCACAGCGAAACGCAACGCAAUGUACGGCCUUAGUUGGCUCACCCUGCUCAUCACGGCCACCUGCGUGGUAUCGCAACCACCGCCGGCACCCUAUGGAAAUCAAGAGGGUCCGGCUGACUUUGUGGAUGCCGACCCGUACGGCGACCAGGACAAUGACAUGAAUUUUCUGCAGAAUUUCGCGAUGCGAAACAUGGCUGAAGUCCGCAUCCAAGACGCAGGCCAAGUUCCGGAGCCGGGAAUGCCAAUAUAUGCACAGAAUCUGCUUCAGCAACCAGAACCGGAAGCACCAGUGCCGGAUGAUAAUGGUGAAUGGGUGAUUCGCGACCUCGACGGGGUUAAUCCACGGCCCGACUACCAACAGCUAGGUAACGAAUUUAUGGAGGAUCAGCAGCCAGCGGGCUCAUCUCAUCAGGUCUUGCCUGUAAAUGUGCCGGUGAGGUGCCGCUGCCGUCCAGAGGAGCUGCCACCAGUGGAGGAGGAGCGGGAUGGGACGCAAUCAUUGAGUUAUACCUGCCAGAUAUGUGGAAUUUCUGUAAUCUUCUACAGCUUUGGGAUCUGGCUCUGGUAUGGGAUGAGCCAUCCAGACGACGAUCCGGAACUGAUAUCGAUUAUGUCAGCCUCCGCACAAAAUCGUCACGGCGAGACCGCUGAUCAACCCGCAACCUGGAGUCGUUUCCGGUCCACACCGACGCAGGAAAUUCUCAACCGAACAGCCGUGAAAGAACUUGACGAACCGAAUCUUCGCGUACGCGUGGAAGCCGAAGACGGAAGCUACCCCCUUCGAACUUCAUGGCUAUGUGAGAUGUGGAAAUGGGCUCUAACAAAACAGAAGCAGACCGGCCGGGAAGUAGCAGUGCCGAACGAUCUACCCGUGAUGCCGCCUCCUGACAUCCUCUAUGCACCGAAGGGCCCCGGAGCCAAAAGAAAAAUGAAAAAUGAGCUCGACCUGCUUGAUGUGCUCGACGAAACUGAAUUCACUGUCGUCCGCAAUCGCAUCCUUUUGAAUCCGGAGGGCAGCAAGGCCGACAAAGACUUGUCGGAGAAGCUUAAAGCAGCUCACCGAAAGUAUUCGGACGUGGUGAAACAAGCGAGGAAGCCUGCAGCUCCCGGUGAAGAAACAAUCAACCUCAAGUUGCUUGACACCGCCCUCACACAAGGGCCUGGGGGAGCAGAUGCACGCAAUCAGUUGGGUCGCCAAGUUCUGGAACCGAUUUACAGGGCGGCCGCUGAAUUCUGGCUUUCUUGUGCAGGGGUGGGUCUCUUCGAUGUUUUGCAGGCUUUUUGCAAGGACUCUGAAGAACAGGCCAAGUAUCUUACACGUUUAGUCGUCGCGUUAACAACAAACAAGGACGCGAUUGUCGUGCCAAACAAG
Molecule: messenger RNA, 2145 nt
Organism: Mesorhabditis spiculigera
Lineage: Eukaryota; Metazoa; Nematoda; Chromadorea; Rhabditida; Rhabditidae
Source: the annotation of a GenBank genome assembly